Molecule: messenger RNA, 432 nt
Organism: Papaver somniferum (opium poppy)
Lineage: Eukaryota; Viridiplantae; Streptophyta; Magnoliopsida; Ranunculales; Papaveraceae
Exons: 2
Coding region: 1-432 (143 amino acids)
Source: RefSeq, a predicted model, not a curated record
AUGGGAUUUGGAGAAAAAUGGAGGAAAUGGAUAGAUUGUUGUGUGGAGUUUGCCAGAUUUUCUGUGCUUGUGAAUGGCAGUGCAACUGGUUAUUUUAAUAAUGGAAAAGGCAUAAGGAAAGGUGAUCCCAUUUCACCUUUUUUGGUUCUCUUAGUGGGUGAAGCUCUUACUUACAUGAUUACAAAAUAUCAAGAGGAAGGACUUCUUUCUGGUUUUCAAUCUAAUGAAGGUGGGUUAAAAAUUAAUUUUGCUAAAAGCCAAAUUUUUGGUGUUGGUUAUGAGGGAGAUUUAUCUGUUUUUUCUUCUCUUUUAGGCUGCUACUGUGGUGUUCUGCCUACUUCUUAUCUGGGUUUGCCUUUAGGUGACAAGUGUGGAGGAAUUGCUAAAUGGGACAGAAUUAUUGAGAAGUUUAUUGCUAAGCUGGCUGGUUGA